Messenger RNA from Pistacia vera, 2503 nucleotides. RefSeq names its product CO(2)-response secreted protease-like. The coding region runs from base 54 to 2387 and encodes 777 amino acids. Gene Ontology annotation, molecular function: serine-type endopeptidase activity. NCBI's taxonomy places the organism in Eukaryota, Viridiplantae, Streptophyta, Magnoliopsida, Sapindales, Anacardiaceae. The transcript is spliced from 9 exons. Gene Ontology annotation, biological process: proteolysis. The record is from RefSeq and is a predicted model, not a curated record.
AGUUUUUCUUCAUUAGAGCCAUUGCAGAAUUAGAGAGUUAGCAAACUCAAGCCAUGAAAGGCCUCACUAUUGUUUUUUUUUCAGUAUUCUGUGUCUUGCUUUUCUCGUUCUUUGUUGUUACGAGAGCAGAUCAAACCAAGAAUAAUGGGGUUUAUAUCGUGUAUAUGGGAGCAGUGGCUUCGCCAAGUGGUUCGUUAAGGCACGAGCAUGCUCAGCUACUGGCCUCUGUGUCAAAACGGAAACAAAACGCUCUGCUAUACAGUUAUGGACAUGGCUUCUCUGGGUUCGCAGCUCGUUUGUCAUCAGAAGAGGCCCAUGCACUUUCUAAAAAAGCAGGAGUUGUGUCUGUGUUUCCCGAUCCCGUAUUACAACUCCACACAACUCGUUCAUGGGACUUCUUGAAGUACCAAGAUGAUCUCUUGAUCGACUUCAACCCAACUGACUCCGAGUCCCCGUCUCAGGGAUCAGAUACUGUUAUUGGCAUUCUAGAUACAGGAAUCUGGCCGGAGUCAGAGAGUUUCAAUGACAAAGAUAUGGGUCCAAUUCCAACACGUUGGAAUGGAACCUGUGCGGUCGGAGACGAUGACAAAUCCUUCAAGUGCAAUAAAAAGAUAAUUGGAGCAAGAGCUUACGAAAUAGAAGACGAUCCAGGGGCGGCGUUCCACACAAAAGCACCAAGAGACACUUAUGGCCACGGCACCCAUGUGGCUUCAACUGCAGCUGGACGAGUUGUAAAUGCUUCUUACUAUGGCCUUGCUGCAGGUUCCGCCAAAGGUGGCUCACCUGCCUCAAGGAUUGCUGUAUAUAGGGUAUGUUCUCCUGAUUAUGGAUGCACUGGAUCUAAUAUACUAGCAGCAUUUGAUGAUGCAAUUGCGGACGGUGUGGAUGUUCUUUCCUUAUCAAUUGGUGCCCGGGCAGGAGUUUAUCUUGAUUUUACCAAUGAUCCGAUCGCAUUAGGAGCAUUCCAUGCGGUGCAGCAUGGGAUCACCGUGGUCUGCUCCGCAGGGAAUGAUGGGCCUACUAGUGCAUCAGUUGUCAACGUUGCACCCUGGAUUUUGACUGUUGCUGCUUCAACAAUUGACAGAGUUUUUGAGUCUGAUAUUGUGUUGGGUGGAAACAAAGUUAUUAAGGGUGGAGGCAUAAAUUUUUCUGAUCUCAAAAAGUCUCCUGUAUACCCACUGAUUUAUGCUAAGUCAGCCAAGAAAAUGGACGCAGACGAAACUGAAGCUAGAAAUUGUGGUGCAACAACAUUGAAUGAAACUCUGGUAAAAGGGAAGAUUGUUCUUUGUGACAAUGAUAAUGGGAUGAAUUCUAUAGAAGGUAAAAUGGACCAGGUGCAGACUCUUGGAGGUGUUGGUGCAAUUGUGGUUGAUGACGAAUCAAGUGUAGUGGUGACCACUUUUGGAGUAUCGCCCGUUACUGUGAUCAGUUCGAAGGACAAGGAACAGAUCAUUUCCUAUAUCAACUCAACCAGAGAUCCAGUGGCAACAAUUUUACCCACUGUAUCAGUGACAGAAUAUAAGCCGGCGCCUGUCAUAGCAUACUUCUCAGCUAGAGGUCCUUCAUUCAUGACCAGGAACAUUAUCAAGCCUGAUAUUGCAGCACCAGGAGUUAACAUACUUGCAGCUUGGAUGGGGAAUGAUACAACCGCCGCUCCAAAAGGUAAAGAACCCCCUGAAUUCAAUAUGAUCUCAGGAACUUCAAUGUCAUGCCCGCACGUAUCUGGAAUUGCUGCAACCGUUAAAUCUCAGAAUCCGACAUGGAGCCCCUCUGCAAUCAAAUCAGCUAUCAUGACUACGGCAAUUCAACUAAACAAUUUGAAGGCCCCAAUAACUACAGAUUCAGGAUCAAUAGCAACACCUUAUGAUAUUGGUGCAGGAGAAAUCGGUACAACCGCACCACUACAACCAGGGCUGAUUUACGAGACCACUGAGGUUGACUACUUGAAUUUUCUGUGUUACUACGGUUAUAAUGUAUCAAAAAUCAAAAGCAUCGCAAAAUCUGUUCCAGAAGAUUUCACCUGUCCCAAGGAGUCAAGUAUGGAUCUUAUAUCAACUAUCAACCAUCCAUCAAUAGCAAUCUCAAGUUUCAAAGGGAAAGAGGGAAGAACUGUAAGUAGGACUCUCACAAACGUUGCAGGAGCUAAUGAAAAAAUCUAUGCUGUAACUGUUGAUGCACCUCAAGGACUAAAUGUGAAGGUGAUCCCAGACAAACUGCAAUUUACGAAGAGUGGACAACAGUUGAGUUACCAAGUGACUUUCUCUUCUAUCCUAUCAUCGCUGAAGGAAGAUUUAUUUGGAUCAAUCACAUGGUCUAAUGGAAAAUACAAAGUUCGGAGCCCAUUUGCAGUUAGCAGUGAGAACAGCAGGACCGUUGUCACUCAUUAAAAAAAAACAAUGUAUCUCAUAAGUUUCAAGGGAAGAUUUAAAAGCAAAUAUAAGUUGUGAAUAAAUCUUCAAUAUAAUUCCAGAAACCUAAUAUUCCAAUUGUACCUGUCGAUACA